AUGCCCCCAGAGACUCAGGGCACGGCUCCCCGCGGCCGAGGAGGGGGAUGUGUCCUGGCGGUGCAGGACAAGCCCCCGGCGCCGCGCGGGUGCCUCCGUGGCCUUGCCAUGGACGUAGAGUUCCCCCCGGUUGUCGAUCUCCUUGUGGGCCAGCGCCGGUUCACGACGGCCCUUUCCACGCUGCGCAAAUUCCCCGACAGCAUGCUGGCCUCCAUGUUUAGCGGCCGCAUCGGGGUGCUGCAGAAGGACGGGGCGUACUUCAUCGACCGCGAGGGGGAGUCCUUUGGCCUCAUCCUGGACUACCUCCGGGACGGUGACGCCGAGCUGCCGGCGGACAUCGGGCGGCUGCGUGGGCUGCUCAGGGACGCUUGCUUCUUCGGGCUGUCGGGGCUUCAGGAGCUUAUAGCUGCAAAGCUCGCGCGGGUAGAGGUGGUGAUUGAAGCGUCCACUGGUGACUUCAACUGCACCGACGAGCAGUGCAACUGCGGGGGCGACAACAUGUCGCCGCGGGAGAUGUUCCUGCACAAUCCGCACCAGAUGCUGCACCCCCGGAAUAAGCAGGUUCCCGUGGUAGAUACGCCGUUCCUGACUCUGGAGGUCGCUCUCCAGAUCUGUGGAGGAGGCCCUGCCGACGAGCCCGGCGGCCUCGAGGCCGCCCAGGAGGCCUUGCUGCCCAUCCUCCGCCGGCGCUUCGCGCAGCCUGGCCCCGCGGGGCCAGCGUGGAAGGAGGAGGCAGAGGUGGCCGCGCAGGUCCGCAACCACCUCCUGCUGCUCGCGAGGGAGAGCAAGGUCAUGCAGUGCGAAUUCGUGGAGAACGUCCUGGAGUACGACAUCGGGGACGAGGCCGCAGACGAGGUCGACUGGGUCACACACCACAGGGCCUAUCGGGGAGCGACAUGCGCGGCGCCGACGCGCUCGAUGGGCAGAAGGCACACCGCGUCCGACCACGCAGAACAUCCCGCCGCGUGCCCGGCGUGUGCAUGCGCUUGCGGCAGUUCGUGA
Messenger RNA from Prorocentrum cordatum, 1002 nucleotides. The record is from the annotation of a GenBank genome assembly. NCBI's taxonomy places the organism in Eukaryota, Dinophyceae, Prorocentrales, Prorocentraceae.